AUGCGUUUCCACUGCAUGCCCCUGCUCUACGUCCUCUCCUUCUUCCUCCUCGUCUCGGCCCUCUUCUCCGUCCUACUUUCGCUAGCGCCGUGCUUCGUCAAGUCCAAGAACCACUGCUACCGCGGCUAUGAAUCCCACUACUCAUUCGACGUCGACAAAGCAGACCACGCUGAGUGGAUGAAGGCCAUCCCGGACGAGGCCAACCUCACGUCACUGUCCAUCCCAGGGACCCACGACACCCUCACCUACGACCUCACCAACCAGGUCUUCCAAUGCCAGAACCACAACCUCUCGGCCCAGCUGCACGCUGGCAUGCGGUACUUUGACAUCCGGGGCCGUCUUGUCAAUGACUCCAUAGAGAUCUACCACGCCUCCAUGUACACGGGCCACUCAUACACUGAGGUCCUCGUCACCCUCUUUGACUUCCUCGACGACCACCCUAGCGAGACCAUCGUCAUGCGCCUCAAAGAGGAGGGCAGGCCCCUCGGCAAAAACAGCAUGACCUUUGAGGACGCCUUCAACUACUAUCUACACAACUCCACCGUCACCUCCGCCGGCGCAAAGUCCCACUUCCGCAAGCACAACCCGCGCAAGCCCUACCCGACUCUCGGCGCCCUCCGCGGCAAGAUCUUCCUCCUCCAAAACUUCCCCUCAAAGGGCCCCGAGUCGCCCUACGGCGUCAUCUGGGAGUCGGCCGACAUGGUCCUGGAGGACCUCUGGAUCAUCCCCAGCGUGGAGCACCUCUACAUGAAAUGGGAGGCCGUCGAGAACGCCCUCCGCCGCGCCGCCACCGCCAAGCCGCACGCCAACCGCGUGCUCUACCUCGCGCACCUGAGCGCCAGCGUCGGCGUGCUGCCCAUUGAGGCGGCGGCGGGGAACCUCAACCGGACGGUGGCCGGGAUCAACGACCGCACCGGCGACUGGCUCGCCGCGACGGCGGACCGGGGGGACAGCGGGAAGACGGGCAUCGUCAUUAUCGAUUUCCCGGGGAAGGAACUGGUGGAUCAGGUGCUGGCACGGAAUAGACCGCUAACGGACCGGAAUGCCGAGCUGUGA
Molecule: messenger RNA, 1056 nt
Organism: Colletotrichum orchidophilum
Lineage: Eukaryota; Fungi; Ascomycota; Sordariomycetes; Glomerellales; Glomerellaceae
Product: phosphatidylinositol-specific phospholipase C
Exons: 1
Coding region: 1-1056 (351 amino acids)
Biological process (GO): lipid metabolic process
Molecular function (GO): phosphoric diester hydrolase activity
Source: RefSeq, a predicted model, not a curated record